GUCACAUUUUGGAAUUAUGGGAUUUCUGCUGGUUAGGUAUAUGGCAACACAAGCCUUGUGAUAAGGUAUGCAUGCAAUGGCUUCCCGCGAGACUUUGCUUGAGGGAUAUUCAAUAUGACAGUUCCAUGUAGACUGCUGCUGGCAUCCUCGCAAUUCGGCUCAAAAUUUACCACAGCGAGUGCAGAAAGCAAGCUUGCAAACCUAGAGCGAAUCAUCCAAAAUGAGCUGAUUGAGUUUAUUCGUUUGGAGCAAACUGAUAUGCAUGGUAUUUCACGCUCGAAAACUAUUCUAUCAAAGUAUCUCAGAGAUAGGGCAUACAAAGGGCAGUACAUGCCCCCAAUGUUGAGUAUUGAUGUAGCAUCAAAUGAUGUAGAGGGAGCUGGAUUUUUGGAGGAAAUGAGCUACGGUGAUUUUUUGAAUUUCCCUGAUCUGAGCACAUUCUGUGUGCUACCCUGGGCUGAAUCCACUGCUCAAAUUCUAGUCGAACCAUUUCAUCAAAACAACAAACCUGUGUCAGCUCAUCCGCGAUGGCUAGCAAAACGUCAACUGCAAAAUCUUGAAGACAUGGGUCUUGCACUCUUAUCCUGCUUUGAGCAUGAAUUCUUUAUCACAAACAAAGAUUGCACACCCAUUGAAACAAGUACGAGUACAAGAUCUACAAUUAGAAACAAUCAAUUCCCAAAAUUGUUUCACCAAAUCUUCAGACAAAUCCCAGGAGAUAUGUACAGUUUCGAAUCAGAAGGUGGUCCGGGACAGUUUGAAAUAUCAUGCAAGCCAGCAUGGGGUCUUGGGGGAGCAGACGAGGCAUUUGCAUUCAGAACAGCCAUCAAAGAAAUUGCCCAACAGCAAGGGCAUGUGAUAACCUUCAUGACAAAACCGUUCCCUGACGCAUGUGGCUCCUCAGCGCAUUACAACUAUUCUAUAUGGGACAUGGAUCGAAAGAGAAAUGUUUUCUCUGAUCAUAAUGGUGCUUACAGUCUUAGCAAGAUGGGGCAACACUGGCUUGCCGGAAAUCUGAAGCACUCACAAGCCAUCUCUUGUCUCCUGGCACCAACCAUCAACUGCUGGAAAAUUUUAUCUCAGAGAGCUUACAUUCCCUACAAUAUCUCCUGGGGUAUAGACAAUCGCAACACACUCAUUCGAGUAAAAAACAGUGGUAACGACAAGACAUACUAUGAGAACCGAAUGGUUUGCAGUUCAGCGAAUCCUUACCUUUGCCUGGCUGCUACAAUUGCUUCUGGAAUAGACGGUGUCAGGAGAGAACUUGAACUGCCCGAUGAAAUCAAAGACGAAGCUUUUAAACUGGGUCCUGAUGUUUGUCCCCCAUUACCAAGAAGUCUUCAUGAGUCUUCAUGAGUCUCUAGAUGCUCUAAAUGAAGACAAAGUCAUUGUUGAUUCAUUAGGUGAUGAAUUUGUAAGGUGCUUUACAGCAGUCAAGAAACAUGAAAUACGGCUGUACGAAGAGAACAAGGAGGAUUCAAAC
Messenger RNA from Halichondria panicea, 1483 nucleotides. Its product is annotated as lengsin-like. The record is from RefSeq and is a predicted model, not a curated record. NCBI's taxonomy places the organism in Eukaryota, Metazoa, Porifera, Demospongiae, Suberitida, Halichondriidae. Gene Ontology annotation, cellular component: membrane; cytoplasm. Bases 115 to 1356 code for a protein of 413 amino acids. The transcript is spliced from 3 exons. Gene Ontology annotation, molecular function: glutamine synthetase activity.